This is a messenger RNA of Medicago truncatula (barrel medic), 1402 nucleotides long. RefSeq names its product late embryogenesis abundant protein At3g53040. The coding region runs from base 153 to 1199 and encodes 348 amino acids. Lineage: Eukaryota; Viridiplantae; Streptophyta; Magnoliopsida; Fabales; Fabaceae. Gene Ontology annotation, cellular component: cytosol. The transcript has 2 exons. The record is from RefSeq and is a predicted model, not a curated record. Gene Ontology annotation, biological process: cold acclimation.
UCGUAUAUUUAUAUAUGGGAAGUUGUCACUUAUAUAUAGGUUCUAUACUCUACAACAAAACUUAGUAAACAAGCUCAUUUCAUUUCAAUCUUAUCUUACUAGAAAAGAAACACACAACAAAAACUAAAGCUACAUUAAUUCUUCUUCUUCAAAUGGCAUCAAAACAACCAAGACACGUUGAAGAAAUCAGUGUAACAAAAGAACAACAUGAUCAAGAGAAGCCCGGUGUAAUUGGUUCAGUGAUGAAGGCUGUUCAUGACACCUACGAGAAUGCAAGAGAAGCUGUAGUUGGCAAAAGGGACCCAACAACAGAAGUCCAUGUUUUCGACAAUGACGAUCGACUUACACGUGGUGAAGUUAGAGACAUAUCAGCCAACCAAUCACGUGGUGUGUACGAUUCUGCAGCUCAGAAGGCGAAGGAAACGAAAGACGCAACAGCUCAGAAGGCGAAGGAAACAAAAGAUGCAACGAUGCAGAAAACUAAUGAGUAUGCAGGUUAUGCCGGAGAGAAAGCAAGGGAAGCCAAGGACAAAGCUGGGGAGUACAAAGACUAUGCUGCGGAAAAGGCAAAGGAAGGAAAAGAUGCUACCAUGAAUAAGAUGGGUGAGUAUAAGGAUUAUACGGCUGAGAAGGCGAAAGAAGGGAAAGAUGCCACCAUGAAUAAGAUGGGUGAGUAUAAGGAUUAUACAGCUGAGAAGGCGAAGGAAGGGAAGGAUAAUACAGCGUGGAAGAUUGGUGAGAUGAAGGACUCUGCUGUUGAUGCGGCGAAACGGGCUAUGGGUUACUUGGGUGACAAGAAAGAGGAAGCUAAACAGAAAACUGCAGAGACAGCAGAAGCUGCUAAACAGAAAACUGCAGAGACAGCAGAAGCUGCUAAACAGAAAACUGCAGAGACAGCAGAAGCUGCUAAACAAAAGACAGUAGAGGCAAAAGACAAGACCAAGGAAAUGUUGAGUGAAGCAGAUAAAGAAGCAGGGAGGAAAAUGGAAAGUGGAAAUUAUGGACGUAAAGGAUUUGGAGAGGAAACUUGGAGGCGUGGAAAUGAGGGGGUGAUCAGAACGGAGGAUACUCGAACAGGAGCGGUGGCGGAGAGGCUGAAAGCGGCGGAUCAGAUGACCGGUCAGACAUUCAAUGAUGUGGGACCUUUGGAUGAUGAAGGGGUUACUCGUGUUGGACUCCUUGAUAUUAAAAAGAAGUGAUUUGUAGUACAUCAAGUUAUAUUCAUGAUGUGAUGAAUCAUGAAACUUGUUUGUUUACCUUUUGGUUGCUUUGUUAAGUUUAUAUGGAAACAAUACUAUUUGGUUUACUUUUCUCUUCAUAUAUGUAUCUAGUGUUUUUUAUAUGGAUUGUAUGAAACAUCUACAAAAAUAAAAGAUGUCUUUGGAUUUAAGAUUGAAGUAUA